This is a messenger RNA of Biomphalaria glabrata, 1249 nucleotides long. RefSeq names its product probable V-type proton ATPase subunit G. Gene Ontology annotation, biological process: proton transmembrane transport. The record is from RefSeq and is a predicted model, not a curated record. The transcript is spliced from 3 exons. Gene Ontology annotation, cellular component: vacuolar proton-transporting V-type ATPase complex. The coding region runs from base 89 to 439 and encodes 116 amino acids. Gene Ontology annotation, molecular function: proton-transporting ATPase activity, rotational mechanism. Lineage: Eukaryota; Metazoa; Mollusca; Gastropoda; Planorbidae.
AUCCCAACACAUGACAUCCUAUGCUUUGUAGUACGUUGAGUCCAGCAGACAGUGUGUUUAAGUUGAAUAACUCGUUAAUUUUAUCAAAAUGGCUCAAAAAACAGAAGGGAUCCAGCAGCUGUUGAUGGCAGAAAAGAAGGCAUCAGAAAGAGUUAAUGAAGCAAGAAAACGUAAAACCCAAAGAAUAAAAGCUGCCAAGAAAGAAGCAGACGCAGAAAUAAAUGCAUUUAAAACAGAAAAGGAAAAUCAAUAUAAACAAUAUGAACAAGAGGUUCUAGGCAAGAAAAGCACAAGUGAGUCUCAGAUACAGGUGGAAACGAAUAAAAAAAUCAAAGAGCUGGAUGUGAUGAUGAAAUCAAAUCGCUCUAAAGCCAUGACAUCCAUUCAAAAGAUACUGUUUGAUAUCAAGAUCCAACUACACGAAAAUGUUAAGCUCUAGAUCUAAACUGGUAAUCAUUGUAUAGGGUAAUUUAUUUAUCUGGUGUUCUGACCAGGGCCAGGUCAAUAGGAAAAAUUUUAGUUUGCAUUUUUUUUUUUUUUUGAAGUAGUUCAUUUAGUCAUGUUUUUAAGUUAUUGAAUGAAAAUUAAAAAAAAACAACUUUGCACUUUUAAAUUAAACUAGAAAGAAAAUGUAAGGAAUUCCUGGCCUUGUCACUUGUUGUUCUGAUUGUAUUGAAAUGUACCUUGUUUCCAUUUAUAUUCUGGUGCAUUUUAUAAAUUUUUUUUUCUGGGAACAAAAAAGAAGUCAUGCUCAUUACUAACAGUGUUAAAAUUCUUUAUGACAUUUGUAUUGAUAUUUUCUGUAAUUAGUUUGAAUGUGAUUCCUAUCUGUAGAUUUACUGUAUUAUUUGUUUAUAUAUUAAUAGAGAUGUAGAGAAUCGUCGGAGAAUAUGUUUUACAAUAUAGGAAAGUAUUGAAACAAACUUUAACAUGUCGAGUAAUGAUGUCUAGUACUUGUAAAACUUGCACUUGUAUUUCUAAGAAAAAAAAAUUUACUUUAAGAAUCGUGUUGCCAAAGAAAUGGAAACAACAAAGAUGUACAUUUUAUUUUUUGUGAUAUUCGGAACUAUACACAUAUAUUUGAAUUGUAUGAAACUAAGUCUGACACCAUUCAUCAGAUUGCUCAUGUGUAAAUGCAUUGUGUAACUUGCAUUUCUUUACAAUAACAAAUAGUUCAUUGCUGUGAGUAGAAUGAUACAUGGACUUAGUAUUUUAUUUAACAUUUCUAAUAAAGCUUUCAAAAAUGAAA